Molecule: messenger RNA, 1479 nt
Organism: Sitodiplosis mosellana (orange wheat blossom midge)
Lineage: Eukaryota; Metazoa; Arthropoda; Insecta; Diptera; Cecidomyiidae
Gene: Art8
Product: protein arginine N-methyltransferase 6
Exons: 2
Coding region: 149-1240 (363 amino acids)
Biological process (GO): peptidyl-arginine methylation
Cellular component (GO): nucleus
Molecular function (GO): protein-arginine N-methyltransferase activity
Source: RefSeq, a predicted model, not a curated record
AGUCAGAAAGCACGUUGUUUUGAUAUGUCAACAUCUAUUUGUUUACACGGUGCACAGGAGCUGUUUUUGUGACCUAAUUCGACUUUUUGUUCUCUUGAUUCAAUUUAAUUGACCAGAAAAAAGUGUUUUUAAUCAUAAAAAAAAAAUCAUGACAGAUACUGAGCCAUGUGAAAAGCAACCGAAAAUUGAAGAAUACUUCAGUAGCUAUGAGGAUUUGGAGGUGCAUAGGUUAAUGUUAACCGAUCGACCGCGUCAAGAGGCAUACCGUGAAGCGAUUUUAUCAAAUGCGUCACUUUUCGCUGGCAAAACAGUGCUCGACGUCGGUGCUGGAACGGGAAUUCUGUCGAUUUUCUGUGCCCAAGCCGGUGCUGCCAAGGUAUAUUCAAUUGAAGCAUCUAAAAUAGCUGGCAUAGCACGUGAAAUCGUCAAGGAGAAUGGUUUUGGAAACGUAAUAGAGGUGCAUCAAUCAAGAGUUGAAGAUUUUAAACUAGACGGUGACGACCAACGCCAAGUCGACAUAAUCGUAUCAGAAUGGAUGGGAUUUUACUUGUUGCACGAAGGGAUGUUAGACUCAGUAUUAGCAGCUCGUGAUAAAUUCCUUAAACCAACCGGUUCAAUGUUUCCACAAAACGCAUCAAUUUACGUGGCUCCAUGUGCCGUUCCAACGUUGUUUGAUGAUUGGCAUUCGCACGACGAUGUUCAAAUGCAAGCAUUCGGAGCUGCGCUUCGUGCACAAAAAUCAUUGAAACCAGAGAUUAUGGUGGUACCGCCCGGUGAUUUGUUACACGAAGGCACUGUUAUGGCAUGGUUCGAUUUGAACGAAGUUUCAAUGGAAGAUUUGAAUGAACUUGUGUUCAAUGAAGUAAUUGUGACCCAACAUCCGGGCAAUUAUCAAGGUAUUUGCUUAUGGUUCGAUGUUGCAUUCCCAACCAAUGACGAAGAAGAAACGGUGACACUCUUAACAGGACCAACCGCUGAACCCACACACUGGAAACAAACAGUCAUUCUAUUGCCAGAUCAAUAUCAAGAAACCAUUGAGCCAAACCAACCGAUCGCUUUUAACUUGGCCAUGAAACGGAAUGAAGAAAAUCAACGCCAGUACAAAUUAGAACUGACCAUUUUAGAUCCAAACAAUGUUGAACAUUCCGUUCCGUGCGAUUGUGAUCUCACAAAGUGUAUUUUGGUUAAGGAACAUCUUAAAUUGAGCGAAGCUCAAGAUAUCGUUCCUGAAUUGGUUUGAUAAAAAGUUGAGAAGAGAAUGAUUUUCUUGAAAAAAAAAAAAUGUAUGAGUAAUUUUUGAUACGAAAAAGAAGAAGAAUAUUUGUUGAAAAUAAAGAAUAAUAUUAUUGUUCGCAUAUAUGCGAAAGCGAAUGAAUUAUAAUUCAAUAAUUAUUGAAUUUUUGAAAGAAAAGAAGAAAAUUGUUAAGAUAUUAUUAUUUUCGAAUAAAAUUAAAAAAAAAACAUGAAAAUGAGAAAAAA